This is a messenger RNA of Naumovozyma dairenensis CBS 421, 1713 nucleotides long. RefSeq names its product dolichyl-P-Glc:Glc1Man(9)GlcNAc(2)-PP-dolichol alpha-1,3-glucosyltransferase (gene ALG8). The record is from RefSeq and is a predicted model, not a curated record. The transcript has a single exon. Gene Ontology annotation, biological process: protein N-linked glycosylation. Lineage: Eukaryota; Fungi; Ascomycota; Saccharomycetes; Saccharomycetales; Saccharomycetaceae. The coding region runs from base 1 to 1713 and encodes 570 amino acids. Gene Ontology annotation, molecular function: dolichyl pyrophosphate Glc1Man9GlcNAc2 alpha-1,3-glucosyltransferase activity. Gene Ontology annotation, cellular component: endoplasmic reticulum membrane.
AUGUCUGUCACUACGAAGGAGAAUAAAUUACUUCUACAAGAGAAACAAGAUAAUAAUAAGAACAAUCAUCCGAAAGAGAAAAGUCGAUACUCAUUAUGGAACUUUUGGAUCUGUUCAUUAGCGUUAAAAAUUCUAUUAUUCCCAGAUUAUUACAGUACAGAUUUUGAUGUUCAUAGAAAUUGGUUAGCCAUUACGAAUAAAUUACCAUUGAAGGAAUGGUACUAUGAACAUACGUCACAAUGGACACUCGAUUAUCCGCCAUUUUUUGCAUAUUUUGAAUGGUUCAUGUCACAAUUUGUUCCAAAAGUGGUCCGUGAUGAUGGAUGUUUAGACAUUGUUCCAGUGGGUCAAUUUGGUUGGGCCACCGUUGUGUUUCAAAGAACAAGUGUCAUAAUUAGUGAAAUUUUAUUAUUUGUUGUCUUACAAUGGUUUAUUAAUAAGAGUAAAGAUAAUGAAAGAACUCAAAGUUUUAUUGUUGCCACCAGUAUCAUCUUAUCUCCUGGGUUUUUAAUAAUUGAUCACAUACAUUUUCAAUAUAAUGGAUUUUUGUUUGCCAUUUUAAUUGCAUCAAUUGUUGCAGCAAAGCAAGAACGUUAUUUAUUAUGUGGUCUAUUUUAUUCUAUCGCUUUAUGUUUCAAACAUAUCUUCCUAUAUUUAGCACCAUGUUAUUUUGUUUUCUUAUUGAGAGCAUAUGUUUUAAAUGUGAAAAAUUUCAAAUUUAAAAGCUAUAAAGAUUUAAUUCUUUUAAUUCAAUGGAAUAAUUUGUUUAAAUUAGGCGGGAUAGUCUUAAGUAUAUUUGGUAUAUGUUUCUUACCAUUCAUUUAUCAUUUACCUCAAGUAUUUACAAGAUUAUUCCCAUUCGGUAGAGGUUUAACGCAUGCAUAUUGGGCGCCUAAUUUUUGGGCCAUUUAUUCUUUUACUGAUAAGAUUGCCACUACAUUAUUGUUGAAGUUACCAUAUGUUCAUAAAUUAUUAUGCAAAUGUAUUAAACAUCCAUUAUUCCCUACGACACGUGAAGAAAUCCAAUCUAGAAUAAUGGAAUACGGUAAUAAUGGUAGUAAGGGUUUAGUUGAAGAUGUUUAUUUUAUUAUCUUACCCCAAAUUAUUCCUAAAUUAAGUUUCAUUUUGACAGGAUUUUAUCAACUUUUAGCUGUAGUUCCUUUAUUAUUUGAUCCAUCAUUUAAAAGGUUUAUCGGAUCAUUGACUUUAUGUGGUAUGGCAUCAUUUUUAUUUGGUUGGCAUGUUCAUGAAAAGGCGAUUUUAUUAGUUAUUAUUCCAUUUUCAUUCUUAGUGGUUUGUGAUAGAAGGUUAUUAACUAGUUUCAUGUUAGUUAGUUCUGCAGGUUAUGUUUCAUUAUUCCCAUUAUUAUAUAAGAAUGAUGAUUUUUUGAUUAAGACAUUAUACACAUAUAUUUGGUGUGUUAUAUAUUUCUUUUCCUUGAGAAAGACUACCAAAUUAUCAUCGAGUGUUGAAAGAAGGAUUUUCUUUUUUGAUAGAUUGGCUAUAAUUUAUAUUAUUGGGUUAGUUCCAAUGGUCUUUAUUAUACAAUUUAUUGACUUACUAAAGGGAAAAUAUGUUAUCUUUGAGAAAUUUGAAUUCUUAAGUUUAAUGAUUUACAGUGUUUAUUGUUCUGUUGGUGUUAUAAGUUCAUGGAUUGGAUUAUCAUGGCUUUAUAAUUUUGACGAACCAUUAUGGAUGACUUCUAAGGAAUGA